Messenger RNA from Glossina fuscipes, 2477 nucleotides. Its product is annotated as vacuolar ATPase assembly integral membrane protein VMA21 homolog. The record is from RefSeq and is a predicted model, not a curated record. Bases 87 to 404 code for a protein of 105 amino acids. Gene Ontology annotation, biological process: vacuolar proton-transporting V-type ATPase complex assembly. The transcript has 2 exons. Gene Ontology annotation, cellular component: endoplasmic reticulum membrane. NCBI's taxonomy places the organism in Eukaryota, Metazoa, Arthropoda, Insecta, Diptera, Glossinidae.
UUUUGUUAGUUUAUUAACUUAGAAUUUUUCAACCAAGAGAGAAAUCAUAAAUAACAACAGAAAUUGAAUAUAUAUUUAAAUAUAAAAUGGCUAAUAAAAGCAAAUUGAAUAGCACAACGGAUGUACCAAAUAAAGAAGUAACUAAGCAACUAUCAAACGAUAUGAAGGACUACAGCUCAUUUAAGAUCGUCUUGUUUUAUUGUUCACUGAUAGUAUUUUUGCCGGUGUUAAUAUUUUUUUGUAUGAAGUCCGUAUUUUUGGAUAGGCUUUUCACAAUGACCGAAGUAACAAGUAAUAUCUAUUCAGCAGUGGCCGCGGUGCUGGCAUUACAUUUAGCUCUGGCCUUAUAUAUUUAUCAAGCUUAUUUCGGCACCGCUACCACAGAAAAAACAAAAAGAAACUAAUUAAGAAGUUUAAUACGUAAUUGUUUUGUUUGAAAUGUAUCCGACAAAAAAACAGUGAGACCUAGCAUGUCCAAUUUUCUUACAAUUGUACUUAAACAAAAGAUAUAACAAACUAAUUUUGCGUGGAUAAAAUUAAAGAAAAAGUCAGAAAAUUGAUGUAUUUUCCCCUCCCUCGUUUAAUUUUUGUCAUUGUUAUGUAUUCGUUCUGAUAAAUAAAUAAAAAAAUUCAUUUAAUUUAUUAAAUAAAAAAGAAAUUCUUUCAAUUCUUCCUUAAUUCGUUAUUAGUCAUGCCUUGAUAAGAAGCGAGAAGUGUAGAAAAUGACUAAUUUAUGAGAAAAUAUAAAAUUGGAAAAAAUCGCUGCAAAUCCUUAAAAAAGUUAAUAAGUAUAUUAUGGGAGAACUUUCAAGAUAAAAAGCGAUUUUAAGGCACGACAUCUACUAUUGGCUUCAUCGCUUAUCAAUGAUUAUAUAUUUAUAUUCUUCAAUAUCGUGAAUUUUGUAUAUAUGAUUUUUGUGAGCAUAUUCACAGAUGUGAAUGUAUAGCUACAUCAACAUUACUAUAUAACGGUAUAAGUAUGAAUAAGUCAGUCAUUACUAUCAUGAUAGUGUACAUAGGACAUAGGGACAAUUUUGGAUAAUUUCAUCCUAUUUGAAUUUUCUUUGCAAGAUUAAAAUUCACUUUCCUUAUACGCAAUCAGUACGAUGGCAAUUGAAAUCCUCAAAAUUCAUUAUAUAGCCUUCAUCUGAGCUUGUAAUGAAAAAUGCGAUUCUUCAUCGACUCAAAUAUUUGUUCCGAAGGCAUCUUUAAUUUAGUAUUUGACUCCGUUGGAAGAAGUUUUUUAUAUAAAGCUCUUGCUUUAUUUGGGUCCCCCGUCCUCUUAACUUAUGCCCAAUAUAUAAUUGUCGCGCAGACUAGUUUAUCCUGUUUUCAAAGUGCAUUAUUUUCUCCUUGCUUGUAAAUAUUAAUCUGCAAAUAAUGAAAACAUUUAGGACUAACCUUGUUUUAGUUUUCAACUUUUGUUAUACUAUGGCCAAGUCUUUAUCUUGCUCCAAUUUCUUUAUUUUUAACAAUUAUCGCUUCAUUGGCAUUAAUAUCAAGGCAACCAUAUUCUAUGCAGUUGAUAUAUGGAUGCGUUGCAUAAUUAUUAACAUAGUUUAAGUCAACAAUUAUAACCUCUAUACCGCAAUUAAUAAUGACCAAUGGCUAAGCCAAUUAACCAUUAAUCUAAUUUAACUAAUAACUUAGUUUGGAGUAACUUUAGAAGCCACCUAAUUUGUAAUCACGUAUGCAGAUGGCUACAUAGUAAGCAAUCUUAAGAAAUGCACAGCAUAUCAAUUGUUGAGUUAUAGCAAAGUUGUUUCGAUCAACUAUAAACUAUCUAUCGUUUAACUGUUUAAACAUACUAACAGCAAUCAGUCGAAAAUUCUGUAAGCUCGGCCUAUCAACGAAACUGCAAUAAAAUUAUAAUUGGUUGAAUAUAUUGCAAAGAAAACAUGCUGCCCUAAACUGCAGGUCGGUUUAAUUCCUGAUGCGACUGUUUCCUUAUUUCCCUGAAACGGGAAAAACGGAGAAAAGAGAAACAACUUUACAUUAAGUUACAUUUGCUUGUCCACACUUACAUCGCGGAUCAGACAGUUUCGGUUUGUUUGUUUUACGCCCUAAGAGACCACGAUGAAUUUCUAAAUAUGUAACUAAAUCGAUUUCUAUCGACUCUACCGGUUCGGUAGCAUUCUUCUUCGUAUUCUCGUCUUUCGAAGACAUCAAAUGUACGUCUUGAUAGCUGACGUGCCAGGGCACUAUGGCCAAAAGUCAAUUUUCUGACAUUCGAUGCUUAUUAUUGCACUCUGCUAGCAGAAACCUUUUAAAUUCUAAGCUUUCAAAAUUUUGUUUAGAAUUCUUAGGCAUAACAGCAAGAAUUCAAUUCAAAAAUUAAAAAAAAAAAAGAAAGAAAGACAGGAGACUGCACCAUGCCCGGUAAAGCUAGUCACUUUGACAACUCUUCCAAUGGAUUUAAUAGCAUAUUAGAUCGCAAAUAAUUUGUAUCUGAUAAUGAAGAGGAAAACCUUAUUUUU